AUGGGGCUGCCCCCAACACCCGCCAAGAACCCGAAGGACGACCCUUCGUCCCGGUGUCCACCGGCCGAGGCGGUAACGCGCCGCGAGCGGCGGCUGCGGGGCGCUUUUGUGACGCCAUCAGCCCGCGCGCCGCCUCCGCGCCGCCCCGCCCCCGCCGCCUUGUGCGCAGUCGUGGCCCGGGCAGCGCCGCGGCGCGAGGCAGAGGUGCCGGGGGCUGCGGCCGGGGAUGCUCCAGCGGGCGCGAGGGCCCCCGCCAUGCAGCCCGCCGAGAUCCAGUUCGCUCAGCGGCUGGCAUCGCACGAGAAGGGCGUCCGGGACCGGGCUGUGAAGAAGCUGCGCCAGUACAUCAGCGUGAAGACGCAGAGGGAGACAGGCGGUUUCAGUCAAGAAGAACUUCUGAAAAUAUGGAAAGGGCUCUUCUACUGCAUGUGGGUGCAGGAUGACCCCCCGCUGCAGGAGGAACUAGCGAACACUAUUUCCCAACUCAUCCAUGUUGUUAACAACUCAGAGGCCCAGCACCUGUUCAUUCAGACCUUUUGGCAAACGAUGAAUCGAGAGUGGACAGAGAUGGACACGCCGCGCCUGGACAGAUACCAGAUGCUGAUCCGCCUGGUCCUGCGGCAGUCCUUUGAGGCCCUGAAGCAGGACGGCUGGGAAGAAAGCCGAGUCCAGCUCCUUCUUAGUGUCUUGAUGAAGGAAGUUCUGCAUCCUGAGAGUCAGUCUCCUAACGGAGUGAAAUUCCACCUCAUUGACGUUUACCUAGAUGAACUGUCCAAAGUGGGAGGGAAAGAGCUUUUGGCAGAUCAGAAUCUCAAGUUUAUUGAUCCAUUCUGCAAAAUUGUUGCCAAGACUAAGGACCAUACAGUGGUGCAGACUAUAGCUAGGGGUGUUUUUGAAGUCAUUGUAGAUCAGUCUCCACUUGAACCUGAAGAGACAGUGGAGGAACAGAAGACUAAAGUGGAUGAAAGCAACUUCUUUGAAGAAGAGACAUCUGAAAACGAGGUGACAUGGACGAAAACAUUCAGUAAAAAGAAGACGGCACUGGGCAAAUACCACUCCAGAAAAGACGGAAUCCGGGAUGGAGGUGAGAGAGACGACGGUGGGAACUUGGAGGACGCUGGGCCACUUCUCCAGUUUGACUAUCAGGCCGUUGCUAACCGACUCCUGGAAAUAACCAACCGGAGAAACAUCCCACCCUUCAACAGGAAACGUCUCUCCAAAUUAAUCAAAAAAUUCCAACAUAUCUCCGAAGGCACUAUACCUCAGGUCCAUUUUGCUGAGGACAUUUCUGCCAAUCAAGAUGACCAAACUAUCAGUCGAGGAAGGCAGAAGAAAAAAGGAAACAGACUUCUAGAGAAAACCAGUGCAGAAAAAGAGAAAGGAAACAAGUUCUUCCUUGCUGAGGAAGAGGAGCGUGAAGUUGAUAUUCAGAAGAGGAAACGGAAAAAGAAGAAGAACCACCUCCAGCCUGAACGUUUAGGGUCCGAGGUCAAAGCCAUGUCCCCAGAACAGAAUGGGGACAGUGAGCCAGAAGCAGUUCCAGGAAGAGCCCAGAAGCUGGGUGUGAUUGUGCUGGGGGCAGCAGCCGCUCCCAAUUCUCGGGAGCUGAGCGGCUGGGAGCACCCCCCUUCUAGCUCCCCCAUGCAGAGUAGGAGGAAACGACACCGGAAGAGGAGCCCAAGGGUCCAGGGAGAGAACACAGAGUCAGCAGGGUCACCUCUGGAGGACUCGUCUCGGGGUGACCCCAGUAGUGACCAUGCUCAGGGGCCUGCCCCCCAAGCUUCCCCCGCCGAUGGAGCCCCAACCCCGAAGCGGAAGCGGAAACUCGGGGCUCCCCUAGUCAAUGGCAGCGGCCCACCCACACUGGCUUGGCCCCCACCCGGACAGGAGGGCCCUCCAGUGAGCCCAGCGGACAGAGGGGAUUGCCCGGCCACCCCUCCCCAGGGCAGGAGACCAAAGAAAAGGAAGGGGGAGCCCAACAAUCUUGACCUCCACGACCUGUCCACUCAGAAAACUGCCAUUUUCAAGAAGAGGAAGAGAAUGAAAGACAUGUUGAACUUGAACUUGGUAGAACACAACCAAGUGUUGGAAUCCGAAGUCAAGCUCGUCCAGGCUCUGGGGAGCAGUGGGCCCUUCAGCCCUUUGAAGAGGAAGAAGCCGAGGACGGAGAAUGAUUUUGUGAAGUUUGACCAAACUCCUUUCUUACCAAAGCCCCUGUUCUGCAGAAAGGUGAAGAGCAGCACCGCCCCGGCCUCCGGAAGCCUCACCGUGCAGCUCAGCAAGACACCGUCCAGCUCCAAGAAGGUCACCUUUGGGCUGAACAGAAACAUGACUGCGGAAUUCAGGAAGACGGACAAGAGCAUCCUGGUCAGUCCCACGGGCCCCUCCCGCGUGGCCUUCAACCCCGAGCAGAGGCCACUGCACGGGGUGCUGAAGACGCCCACCUGCUCCCCCGCCAGCACCGUCCUGGGGCUCAAGAAGCCGCUGAGCGCCGCGCCAAAGAGAAGGCCAACGGCUAUGGACUUCUUCUAGGGCAGUCGCAGGUCCCUUUUUAAUCUGCUUUUGUACAGAAUACUCUAAAUUAUAACUUGGCAAAGGUGGGGCCUUUUUUAUUGUUUUAUAAAUUCCCAUGGAUUGUAUGUCCGAGGGUCGGUGUGAGCUGCAACGCUGCUGCUUGGCUGUCCCUCCCGGCAGGGGCUGUGGGCAUCUUGGUUGAAGCCUUUGCUGCAAACAUCAAGUGUGCUGGAGCCCCCCAAGGGUCCACGUUCUGGGGAACCUCAGGACACCCCAAGUGUGGCAGGGCGAGCGCCUGGCAUUAGCCUUGUCAGCUGCCCACGUGCACACCUGCGUGCUCGGUAGUGUGUCUGCCUGCUGGGCUGGCUGGCUGGUUGUCUGCUGUGUAACGGUCUUUGUUCUGAAAAGCGUGGAGGGCAGUGUUCCCGUGCUGUGCGGGCACCUGGCAGUGUAUGACAUGGGGCUCUGGGCUGCGAAUCAGCAGUGCCGGCCUGUGUCCAUGCGCUCAGCUGGGCUGGAUUGCGGGUGGGGCGGGAGAGCAGAGCCUGGGCCUGGGGCCUGCCCUGCGUUCUACCUCUCAGCCAGCCCCAGGUGUCUUCACGGGGAGAGCAGCAAGCGUCCCUGGCUGUCACCGGACUCCAGCCGGGUGGCCCACUCAUCUUCCCAUGUCCUUGUGUUCUGGUUGCCCUUUACCCAUAAACCUUUGAGCCAGUGACCUAAGUAAAUGACUGGCGUCCACAGAAGCAGGUCUCCCACCUUAGAUCUCCAGAGGCGUGCCGGCAGCAUCUACAGACCUGAGCUGCCACUCGGAGGCAGAAAUAGCAACCUUUAAGAAUUGUUUGUGCAUAUUUAUUGUUCAUAGCUACCUUAUGUCUGAAAUAUUGAAGCUUGCACUCACAGAUUUUUAUAAAGUUCUAAUUUUAGUUCAUUACAAGAGAUGGGGGGUGGAAGGCACACAGACUUCAGUUGGGGGAACGUAGCGCUGUCUGUGUACCCACCUUGUUUGGGGGGCCACAUCUGUCCCGAACCUCAGUGAGGGACAAGCCACAGACUUAAGGCAGGAAAGCCAGUGGAGCUCGGCUCUUUCUUGAGUUUACGCAAUAACAUUGCAGACCUGAAGGAGGAGUUGUGACUUGGGGGCCUGUAGUCACCUCCUAGGUGCCCCGUGCUCCCCCAGACCUUUCUCCGCUCAGGGAUCUCGGGCCUCCUGGGAAUGAAAGCCACCCCAAACACACAGGAGCCCCAGUUUCUCACCAAAACUCGGGCCAGUCCCCUUUGCUGCUCCCAGCUGAGGGCCCUGGCAUUGCCUCUGUGGUCCGGGCACAGCUUGGGGUGAAGGAGGUCCCCUGGGGUUAGUGGGCAUCGAGGAGCUGACUCUGGUUUCCUUAAUCACAUAACCAGGGUGGCUUCUGCGCACCUCACUGAGCAGUCUGGGCCCGUUGGGCCCUGGGGUCAAGGAUGGGGAGCCGUGCUCUUCGUCUGCCCCGUAACUGGUUUGUCAGGAUAGGCUGUGAAAACGUGUCUUGUGCUGUCAGCCAGUCCUCGUAAGGAGACAGUACGUUGUGCACAUGGCUUUAGUGCCCCGUGAUCCUUACGUGCUUAAACCACGUCCGAAACCAGACCUGACAGUGUGAAAAGAGUUAAAUAGUGAAAUAUGUUUAACUUUUCAUUUAAAAAAGAGUUUCAUUAUCCUUGGUCAAAUUAUUUUUCUAACAACUUUAAUUUCAGCUUAAAAGAUGAUGGGUCUUUAUGCCAAAUGGGCCCCAUCAGCCAAGAAUGUUGUCUUAGCAGGACAUUGUAGGGCGAAAGUGGCCCGUGUGUCCUCCUGAUGAGCGCCGUGACUUUCCUCAUCGUAUCACUGUCUCCUGUCUUCUGAGGCACCGCAGAAUAUCCUGUACAUGCACCUCCGGCUGACGCCUGCCUGUGCACUCGGGCCCUGAAAUGACAGUGUGACUUGGGCCCCCUCUAUCCUUCUCUAACUCUGUCCUCACUCCUCACUGACUCCACUUUGAGGGUGAGUUCAGUAGGUUUGCUGUGGCUUGUUUUUAAUACCUAAAUUUUGGCUACAAAGAAAGAGAACAAUUUUUUACAAUUCUGAUUAUGUAUACACACAACAAGGUGUGUCACAUAAAGAAAAUGUAUUUAGAAUACCAGUUUUCUACUUGAUGCAUGUUAUUUUCCUAGGUACAACUGCCAAGGGGACUUGGCAGUCCAAAAAAGAAAAUAAUCUGAUGCUGGUGAUCUUGGAGGGUUUUGUAAGGCGUCGCCUGUACAAUUUGGUGCCACACUUGACGAUGCAUUGCCCUUUCUAACUUUUACUGAACUGAAAGCACAAAGGAGAGUAUAAAGCAGUUGUUAUUGCUGGAAAGAAUAUGAGAUCGAGUCCGUCUUUUGAUUUUUGUGUUUUCUCUGAAUUUCCCUGACUGCUGGCAAGGACUUUGUUUAUGACCAAUUUGUUUCAGUUCUCAUCAAAGCCAAGUUCAAUUAAAAAAAACCUCUCUGCCCUCAGAUUUGUAUUGGGUAUUGACUGUCAUUGCACAAAACUACCCCUCUGGGAGCUGUGACGGUGUAGGUGUAGGAGAGUUUGGAAACAGACUGUUUGGGUACCUGUCCCAUCGUGCAUCCACUAUGCAGAGCCAGCGAGCAAGUACUGGGCCAGCCUUCCUGGGGUGGGGGCCAGGCCUAACGUGUGCAGGGUAUGGCCUCGUCCUGGCCGGAGUCCCCAGCUCAUCCCAGGGACCUGACCACUGCCAGUUGGAAGCCCAGCAAGGCCCAGCCUCCGCUGGGACCACACAGCGCUCGUCACAUGAACGUACUGUGUGCGUCCAGUCCCCUAACAAUGGGCUUUUAGGUUUCGGUCACAAAUGUAGGUCCAGCGGCAGCUGGGGCCCCCAGUCCACACCCUGGGGGGAAUGCAACAUCCCAGAGGGCUUCUGUUGUCACAGACCCCACGCUGGAUCGUGUCCUCUGUCCCCUCACCCCAAAUGUGGGCACAGGGCCUCAGCCUCACCCUCCCUAAGACACUGCAGGCGCUGGGAGCAAGCCUGACCUGACGGUUGGCGUGGGGCUACGGCCCCUCCCUCCAUAAACCUAAGGGCACACUGGACACGGCAUUUUUCAGAGUGAUCGUCACCCACCAUGUCCACGCCUGCCGCUCGGAGCCUUCGGCUGGCAGCUGGCUCCCAGCCAUGCCCACACGGGCGCCCUGCCCCCCACCCCAGAAGCGCAGCCUCCAGCUCCUCCAGCCCCGUGGCUCCCAGCCGUCUUCCCCGCUUCCCACACGCUCAUGUGGUGCUCGGCAGAGAACAGCCUUGCGUGAGACAGGUGCCACCUCCCGAGAAGACAUGUUGCCAAAUGGCUCUUUCUCCCUCGUCACUGACUGUGUUUCGUCUACACACUCACUCAGCAAGUACUUGCUGUACCAAACACCCUCCUGUACGACACGCUG
This is a messenger RNA of Rhinolophus ferrumequinum (greater horseshoe bat), 5962 nucleotides long. RefSeq names its product ribosomal RNA processing 1B (gene RRP1B). The record is from RefSeq and is a predicted model, not a curated record. Gene Ontology annotation, biological process: rRNA processing. NCBI's taxonomy places the organism in Eukaryota, Metazoa, Chordata, Mammalia, Chiroptera, Rhinolophidae. Bases 1 to 2532 code for a protein of 843 amino acids. Gene Ontology annotation, cellular component: preribosome, small subunit precursor; preribosome, large subunit precursor; nucleus. The transcript has 17 exons.